This is a messenger RNA of Astrephomene gubernaculifera, 4027 nucleotides long. The record is from the annotation of a GenBank genome assembly. NCBI's taxonomy places the organism in Eukaryota, Viridiplantae, Chlorophyta, Chlorophyceae, Chlamydomonadales, Astrephomenaceae.
UUACUGCAAAGCUAGUAAAUAAGGUGUACGACCUGCAACUCAAGCCGCCAAGCAGAGGACUGGGGAUUAACUAUACCCCUGUUAUGAAGUUCCAUAGACCUGGUACAUACAUACGGAGAGUCAACUAAGGUUCACGCGCCAUACCCUGCUCUCGAUCUGUACUUAAAUGAACUUGUAGAAUCGGCCAGGCAUGACGAAGGUCAACCAAUCCCGCAUUAGGGAGGCCCUGACUGCUGGGACAAAUGUCAAGGAGAAAGGGCCGCCUGUCGCCGACGGUAUCCUCUCGGUGACACCGGAUACCCCGGAAAUGCUGGAAUGGCGCAGCCGGUCAGCUCUGGACGUGGCGGAGACAUCGUCCACGUUUUUGGACGACGAGGACGAUGGUCCCAAGCCGCAUGAACUCUACGGAAAAUUUACCUGGAAGAUUGAAAACUUCUCGGAAAUUAGCAAGCGGGAGUUGCGCAGCAACGUCUUUGACGUGGGCAGUUACAAAUGGUACAUCCUGGUAUAUCCCCAGGGAUGCGACGUUUGCAACCACUUGUCCUUGUUCCUCUGCGUCGCUGACUACGACAAGCUGCUGCCGGGGUGGAGCCACUUCGCCCAGUUCACGAUAGCCGUCGUGAACAAGGACCCCAAGAAGUCCAAAUACUCUGACACGCUGCACCGCUUCUGCAAAAAGGAGCAUGACUGGGGGUGGAAGAAGUUCAUGGAGCUGUCAAAGGUGCUGGACGGCUUCACGGUGGCGGACACGCUGGUGAUCAAGGCGCAGGUGCAGGUCAUCCUGGACAAGCCCAGCAAGCCCUUCCGCUGCCUUGACCCACAAUACCGGCGGGAGCUGGUGCGUGUGUACCUGACCAACGUGGAGGGCAUCUGCAGGCGCUUCUGCGAGGACAAGAAGGCGCGGCUGGGGUGGGCGCGCGAGGAGGCGGCGUCGUUCUGGCACUUCUGGGGCUCCCUCAGCCCGGAGCAGCAGCGGAAGUACCUGACGGACAAGGGGGAGGCGAUCCUGAAGGCUGUCGUGAAGCAGUUCUUCAACGAAAAGGAGGUGACCUCCACGCUGGUCAUGGACGCGCUGUACAGUGGCUGCAAGCAAAUCGAGGAGCACAGCAGGGCGUGGCUGGAGGGCAAGUGCAGCGGCGACAACGCGCCGGUGGUGCUCAUCAAGGCGGAGCGCAACACCUUCACGCUGUGCUGCGGUGACAUCAUGGAGAUCGUGGAGCGGGUGCAGAAGGACUACAUUCCGGCGGCCAAGGACGACAACAAGGCGCUGCCGCCCAACGACGGCCUGACGCUCCGCAGCGGCCAGGACGGGGACGACUACCGGCGCGACUCGAUCGAGCGGGACGAGAAGCGGCUGGCGGAGCUGGGGCGGAAGACCAUUGAGAUGUUUGUGAUUGCGCACAUCUUUUGCGAGAAGCUGGAGGUUGCGUACCGUGAGGCGGAGGCGCUGAAGCGACAGGACCAGCUGAUUGCGGAGGAGUUUGAGAUGGCGCGGCUGGAGGAGAGCAAGGCGCAGGCCAAGGCGCAGGCGGAUAAGGAGAAAAAGGCAAAGAAGAAGGAGAAGCUCAAGCUGAAGCGGGAGGCGGAGAAGCUCAGGCGCGAGGCGGAGGAGGCGGAGCGGAGAGCGCGGGAGGACGAGGCACGCCGGCAGGAGGUGGAGCGCAAAGCCAAGGAGGCGGAGAAGCGGCGGUUGGAGGAGGCCCAAGCCCAGCAGCAGCCCUCUACCCAGCAGCAGCAGCAGCCGCAGGGACGCAAGCAGGCGCCCAAGCCCCGCGAGGACAAGCGGGCGCUCCUGCAAGCGCCGUCGCAGCAACAGCAGACGCUGCAGGUAAAGCAGGCCUUGUCAGCGAGUACCAGCCAGCAGCAACAGCUGCCAGCGGGGCCGACGACCCAGCCGUCAACGCACGCGGCUAACGAGCGGUGCGCAGCAGUAGCUGGCAGCAGCUUGCCCUCCCUUUCGUCGUUGGCUGCGGCUGCGGUCGCGGAGUCGGCUGCAGACGCAGCCGCCUGCCAGGCCGAGCGACCGGACCGGCGCGACGAGCCGUCGAGCGAAUCCGGCAGCGAUGAGGAGGUUGGGACGGUCAACCAGGCGACAGGUGCGGCGGAGAGCAGUGGGAGCGGUGAGGACGAUGUGGAGGCGGGCGCAGGCAGCAGCAGCGCAGCGGGCGGAGCAGCGGCUGCGCUGUCGGAAAGCGAUGGGGCGAGUGACAGCGAGAGCAGGGCAGCGCUUGAAGAGGAGGUGACCAUCCUCCGGGCGCAGGUGAUGCAGCUGCAGAAGCAGCUCGCGGAACGGGACGCGGAGCUGUUUGCGCUCCGGGCGCAGCUAGCGGAGCUGCAGCCGACGGAGAUUGCGGAUACGGUCAAGGCUGGGGCAGCGGCUGCGGCUGCGGGUGGGUCAGGAGCGCCGGCUCGUGCUAGCAGCAGCUGCUGCAGUGGCGCCGCGACAUGCAGCACUAGCAGCAGCACACCGGUGGAGGGUGCUGCUGAGGCGGCGGCAGCAGCGCCUGCGGCCAGCGGGUCAGUUGGGCGGGAGGCGGGAGCGGCUGAGAGCAGCUCGGGGUCAGGACGGCCGGAGACCAGCCGGUCAGUAGAAAAGGACCGGACGGCAAAGGCCGAGCCAGCGACUCCGAACGGGGUCAAGGACUCGCAUCAGCAGCCGCAGCCUCACUCCUCACCCACGUCCACCGCGGCCGCAAUUGCGGCCGCGGCGGUGCGUAGGAUCCAGGCGUUGGCCGCGACAUCGGCGUCCGCGUCGGGGCAUGACCCAGCCGGCCCCCUUUCUCACCCAGGGGUGAUCCCAGCACGGUCAGCUAGCUCGGGGCCAGCGGUGUCGGCGCGGCCGAUGCCGCCGGUAGCGGCCUCGGGGCAGCCACGGUCCGCUGGCUUGCAUGCAGGCGGGGGCGAGGCAAUUGCGCCGCACCACCCGCAGGCGGCUGCUGCGGCAGCAACGUCAGCCUCGACGCAGCAGCCGCAGCCUGCAGGUACGGCAUCCGCAGCAACGCCGUCAGGAGAGUCCCACUUAGCGGCGGCACCACCUGCCGGUGUCAUGAUGCAGCGCUCCACAUCAGCCACGCUGCCUGGGGUGGCUGGCGGUAGCAGUACGACGGCACCAGUGCCGUACACGCCCUUGGCACAGCACCAGCUGGCAGCGGCGGCGGCAAACGGACGACCUCGGCAGUUGGAUCCAGCAAGCUCCGGUGCGACGACCAACAGCGCUUCAACAAGCAGCGCGACGACGGCUUCCUCCACAAGCAGCAAGCCGGUGCCGUACAUGCCGCCAUCGUCGGGAGCCGCGGGUACGACAGCGCCCACGGUGGCCCCAUCCGCCAACGGUAUCCUCCAUUCCAGUACGGCACAGGAGGGCUUGUCGUACCGUAACGCUGCGGCAGGUGUGUUGGCAUCCGCGGGGCCAGCGGGAUCUGGGUCGCACUCGUUGGCGUCGUCAGCACCGGCGGCCGCAGCCGGGUCCAUGGCAGCAGUCGCGCCCAUCUUAGCCCCGGCGAACCCUGGUGCGCCGGCGGGGCAGACCUCGGGCGGGGCCCACAAACGCGUUGACGAGGGGCAGGCGGCAGCGGCGGCCCGCCACAUGGGGCACUCUGUAGCCACGUCAGCUGCUGAGGGGGCGUUCAACGCCUCAAGCGCGCGCAUCAUGAUGCAGCAGGCGCAGCGCACGUCACUGGGGUUCGGCACGCCGCCAGCUGUGUCGUCAGCAGCAAAGCGCAUGGCCGCUUCCAACCAGCUGGACAGCCCGGGCCUGGAGGACUUUGCCCACAUCAACAUGAUCGAUGACUUGCUCACGGAGUGACACCUCUUGCUGGUGGACAUUCUCCCUCCCCCUGGUAUCACUAAGGAGGGAACGAGCCGUCGUUUUUGCUUGUUUUGGGGGCUGGUCCCGUGCAUGUGGUUGCUCUGAGGCCCAUGUGCUAUGCCCCUGUCCGGGGCUGAGGGCCUUUGUACCGCAUUGCGGUGCUUGGCUGCGGAAUCCCGGCACUGCCCGGCUGACUGGAUGUAAAAGGCCAGAUAUGGA